This is a messenger RNA of Artibeus jamaicensis (Jamaican fruit-eating bat), 21931 nucleotides long. It is a transcript of the gene MAST4, whose product is annotated as microtubule associated serine/threonine kinase family member 4. NCBI's taxonomy places the organism in Eukaryota, Metazoa, Chordata, Mammalia, Chiroptera, Phyllostomidae. The transcript is spliced from 26 exons. Bases 14263 to 21570 code for a protein of 2435 amino acids. Gene Ontology annotation, biological process: peptidyl-serine phosphorylation; intracellular signal transduction. Gene Ontology annotation, molecular function: protein serine/threonine kinase activity; magnesium ion binding; protein binding. The record is from RefSeq and is a predicted model, not a curated record.
UAGAGAAAAUGAGGUAUUUGUCUGUAAACAUACCAACUUCAUUCAUUACAUUUGCCAAUCAUAAAAGUGUAAUAUUUGAAAACUAUUUCUAUUUUAGAUCCUUGCACUUCAUGAGAAUUCCCCAGUAUGUGUGAUGAUUGCUUAGAUGUGAAGCAAAAAUAGAAAACGUACAUGAUGCAUAGGAAAAAAGGUUUAACGUGGGAUGUGGUAAUGUUUGACAGCGUGUCGGAUGGGGCUUCCGAGGGUAAGAGUUCCAAGAACCUGACUUUCAGGAGGCCCCGCAUUCAGCCUCUUCUCAGACUCUGAGCGUGACUCUCUCUCCUUUCCCCUCCUUGUGCACAAUCUGGUAAGAGCUACGUAUUGGUCCUUAUUCUCAUCACAAUUCCAAAACUAGUAACGUUAUAGAAUGUCAGGGGCGAGCUGUUGUCUUCCGAGUGGUUUCGCCUCGUUGUCGAUCCGUGGCAGUUCUCCCUGGUUCACUGAAGUCGGUGACAGUCCUGGGUCCUUCACACGAAGUGGGCAGAGUCUGCGGCGUUGGGGAAUCAAGGCACAACAGCAGUGCAGGUGUGUGCGCCUGGCCAAAACGUGUAUCGGCACAUACGUGUGCCCUGUGUAAAAUGCUACUUUGUGUGGUAAAGCGUAAUCCCCCCACCCACUGACAUUUUGAAACCAGCUUAAGGAAAGAAAUAUAUAUGCUUUCAGGAACAUUUGUAAGGGAGUUCCCAAGAGUCCUCAAUUAACCACACAUUCACACUAGGCAAACGUUUUUUCAAGCAAGGAAGGAAACACUUUCCUAGAAUGAGUAAAAGCUAACUUUUGAAAACAAUUUUUAGACCAUCUAUCUUAAAUCUCUCUUUUAUGUAUUAUUUAUAUUCUAUUUCUCAUUUUCAUUAACUGUUUAAAAAUCUGUAGCCAAUGCCAGAGUCCUCGAAGACUCUGUGUGUCUGUGCACACUGAGGAUUUUGCUUUUGUAGCUCUGGUCUGCAUCUCUCCCUUAGGGCACUGCUCUCCUGCAGGCCCACACACGUUUCACAGAGAAACGCAGCAGUGAAAUUCAGACUUAGGGUUUGCCCCUUGUUGACAGCUCUAUGGAAGGUUCCGGGUGAGAAGAAGUUCAAAUAAUUUCAUCGGGUGAAACUUAUUACUCAUGCUUUGCUUAAUCUCUUUCACCAAAGAAAUAAAAUAAUUUUUAUAUGGCCUUGGAAACUGAUAUCACUAAUAAACUGUAAUUGGAACUAUAUUGUAUUUAUGGAGUCAGUUUUCAUACCCAAAUUUAAAGAGUCAUAGUACCACAACUGUUCUAUGUUACUUCAUCUCUCAGCUGAUGAUAAAUUUACAUGGCUGCAUUUCUUGGGGUGUUUUUUUUUAAGUUACUUAACUAGUCUUGUAUACUUCUCGAUAUAAAUCCUGGAAUCAACAAGAAUAUUAGAUGUGACUUCAUUUGGGGAAACAGAUUUAAAAAUUUAUUGGGCUUUUUCUAGGAUAAUAGCAUUUUAUGAUUUUAGUUAUUUCUUCCUCAUAUGCGAGUUCUUUGGAUGAAAAAUAAAAAUAAGCAAGAUUCAGAACUGUGUCAGUGAAUGUCUCAAGGCACUUUUAUAGGACCUUAAAUUCCUACUUCACUCAAAGAAGCAGUAACACCCUGAUCUACUGUGAGGCAGAGAAUAGGGUGAGGGAGGGUAUUAUCGACUCUGGACAGAGUCAUUAUCCUGAUAACUUAUUAUUCACUUAUAAAAACUGGCCGUAUGGGUUGCAUACUCUGGUCUGUUCAUCUGUUCAUUAUUUCCACUUGUCCUUUGAUUCCCUUGAAAGUAGGACACUGAAACAGUUCAGUAAUUCAUGGCAUGGCUCAUAUUCAUAAGACAUCACAAAGACUUUGUGUUCCCUUUCCCUCUAAACUGUUCUUGUUUGAAUACUUACGUUAACCGAUAGGCUCAAUCCACAGAUCACAUGUUGACUGGUGGGAAUUACCUGUGUUAGAUUUUAAAGACACAUGUUAAAAUAGCCUUUGUGAUUUGGGAGACUGGGCCAGAGCUCUUCAGUUAUGAAAAUUGCAUGCAACAGACGUUGCUCCCCAAUAAAGCUGAAAGUGACAAAUCCUACCUCAAGUUUUAGGUACCUGACAGAUGGCUGGAAGCUCAAUGAAAUGUAUAUGAUCCCAUUUCUGGGGCAGAAACUCUGAAUGAGUCUUUGAGCCAUGAAUUCUGCAGUGCUUAUUUUUAAAGCUAUGGUACUAGACAAUGACAAAGGAUAAAUAGAAGAAACGAUUAUUUUGAAAGGGAGAGGAAGGACUUUGAUAAAGUCAAAUGUCACUCAAGAUCUUCAGUGAUGAUUAUGUUUAUCUUUUAGCUCCUGGCAAUUUAUUGGUUAGUGUUUCUGAACAAUUGAAGGUUGUCCCUCCCUGAGCUACCAACAGGGACAGCCUGCCUGGAUCGUCACAUUUUUUUCUGUGUUUUUGUAUCAAGCAGUGUUAUUUGAAAAUAGUUGAGUUGCUUCAGGGAAGAUAGAUUGGCAGAAAGUCAAAAUGGUAUAAUCAUGGAGCAAGUUACCAAAGACCAGGAAAUUACUGUUAAAAUAUAAAAUGUGUUUUGAUAUAUAUUAAAACAACAAUAGCAGAACUGAAAGAGUAAAAUAAAUCACUUAGGAUGAACCAUUUUUAGGCUUUCAUGGUGCCUAUAAAUUUUCUAUAUGCAUAUGAUGACCUCGAAUAGCCAGAUAUUUCUCAAGCAAAAUGUGUUUAUUUGGAACAACAAAAUUGCAAUUUUGGACAUGAAGUCUAAUGGUGAUCUAUGUGCAAGCCCAGAGAACAAAAGCAAGAGACUAUUAUUUUAUGGGGGGCAGGGGCGGAGGACGUUCAGAAGGACUGUCUAAGCAGAGAGUCCAUUGGAGGAAACCAGGAGUUUGCUGUGUAUUAGCUGAGUUGUAACAGUCUUUCAUUGGCUGAGUGGUAGCCAGCCAUGGAGAAGAUUCUCCUCCUUCUUCCCUCCCGCUGGAGUAUUAGAGUAGUUACAACAUUCCUAUUAGAGAUCGAAGGUACCUCUCCUCCUAGUUGGGGUAAUUGACAAGCAGCAGGAUGUGAGAGCUCCCCCUAUAGGCCAACUCCAGUUUAAAUGAGGUUUCUGCUUAUUUAUCUGUACACAUACAUGAUUUUAUAUAAUUGUAAUCAUACCAUAGUUAUCCAUUUUAUGGUUUUUUAUGUGACAUGACCAUGCUGUUAUAUAAUCUGCAAUGAUUAUUUUUGGUGUCUUCAUAAUUAUUAAAUAGGUCAUCCACCUUUGAUGCCUGUAAGGAAAUUUUUUAAAAGAGAUAAUAGCAUACACUCAUACAUCAGGUACUGAUGGUCCUUCCAGUGCAAGGUUUUGCAUCUUCACUUCUGUUUUUCAGCUACCGGUCUUGGGGGAGCCUGUCUCCAGAUUCUGACUGGCAGCAUGAUCCACCAAACUCGGACUCUUGCCCAACGCCUGCUCCUUGCACCUUUCUCUAAAACUUGCAAUCCCCUUUAAAAUGUAAACCCAGCUGGAUAGUCAGAACUUCAACAUUAUCAACUAAAACUUUAAUUUUUAGUUAAACCCUUAGACGGGAUUGUUGGCUACAGAAUAAGAGCAAGGUGGAGCUGCAGGAAUGGGCAUUUGCCACAGAGGAAGAGAGGUGGUAGGAGAGGGGAUGGACAGAGGAGGCCGGUCAUCACACAUGGCUUGUGUGGGCUACAUCUGUUCACCUGUGCAGCUCUCCCUAAAUGGGGGAGGAGGUUCUGCUGUGGAAGUUGACACACCUGAGCCCUGAGCCCUGGGCAGUGAGGUGGUAAUCUGCAGAUCACAAACCUUGAGCUCACCUGCUGUGCCCUCUCUGUUCUCAUCUGCUCACUGCAGUGGAGAGGGUGUGCUAAUCAUGUCCCCAGUAGGACUGAGUUUCCACUCCAGGAAAAAGGUCGCCCUGCCCUAGUUCCUGUUUUUAGUCAUUUGUUCAGAGGAAACAAAGUACCAUUUUUCAUCAGCCAUGCUUGUUGUGAAGGAAAGUAAAAAGCUAAUAAGUGUUUUUGGUUCAUGUCAUAAUGAACCAUUAAAAUCUGCCUAAAAGUCAUAGACUUAAAUUUUUAUUAUCCUUUUUAACUGAUCAUAAUGAAGAUUAUCAAGAAUGACAGUGCUUUAAAAGAAAAAGCAUCCAACCAAUUGACAAAAGGCAAUGUGGUUUCAGAAGCAUCCCCCUAACGGCUUGUGUGUAAUAGUUGGAAAAAUACAAAAUAACAGUUCUUUUUUAACUCUAGAAAAUAGUAUGUCUGCAUGUACACAUUCUGUGGAGUACCUGCUGUGUACUUCGAGGCAACACAGAUGAAUGGAAGCUGUCCUUGUACUCACAGAGCUUAAAGCCUAGUGGAGAACUGGUUGUGUAAACACACAACUGUGUGCAGGAGAAUGCUCUAAAAAAGGCAUGGACCCGUGUAAAACCCAUGAGAGAUCCAAGAGAAAAAAAUACUUAUGUUUGCAGGAGAAAGUCAGGCGAACUUGACUAGAGAGGUGACUUUAGAGCUCACACUCGAAAGAUGAGCAGAAGUUUCCUAGGCAGAGGAUGUGGAAUAGGAACAGGGAACAGGCUGUGCAAAGGCAAUGAGGUGUGGCCGAGCUGCUGUGUCUGGGGAUCUUACGUACUUCAGUAUUUCUGACAAGCACAUAUUUUAUUAUUAUUGGAGCAUAAACCACAAAGGGGACAUGUGUCCAAGGAUAAGGCUGGAGAGAUAACAAGGGACUACAUCAUAAAGUGUUCUCUUCAAAGAGGUUUGGAUUUUCCUAUGAAAAACCUCUCAUACUUCAUUGUGCAUAGAUAUGUUGGGCACUUUGGUAGAAUGCAAGUCCCUGGGCGUUACUCCUCCAAAUGCUGAAUCAUUGGGUCUGAGAAACCUCCCAUAAUCUGCACUUGUAACAAGCACUCCAGAUAAAUCAGGGAUGGUAGGAUGGAAACCACACCUGAAGAAAUGUUGCGGGCACAGCGGGGUGCCAUGAACUGUGUUUCAUGGGAGAGUAAAGUGAUUGUCCAGCGUGCACGCAUUGGAGCUGGGCAGCUUUGGAAGAACAGUUUGGAGUGGGGGCUGGCAGGGUAUUGUAUUAAUCCAGGUGCAAGGUCACGAAGGCCAUGACUGGGGCGUGGCCAGCUGAAAAAAUGUCCCCAAAUUUACUUUUCUCCCAUUUUCUAAUUUUCCAACUUAGUGUGUUUUUUUCUGCCACUUUUAAGUGAGAUUUGCUCUAUUCUCUUCAGUUUUCUAUGCCUGCUGAGUGAAUGUUGUCUGGCCUUGUUUUAUUAGCAUUCUUUAUAAUUCUAUAGGUAGCUCAUUUAGCAAGAGCCACCUAUAGAGAUGAUUCUUAUUUCACGUUAGUAGAUAUUAAUUCAUCACCUACUUGCUACUUUAGAGGAUGACAUGACUGGCUGUUAUCAUAACACUUAAUAAAGGGAGUAACUUUUUAAAAAGUUUUUGGUAGCGAUUGAUAUGGUUGUUAUCUAUGACAUGUAUGACAAUACAUUGGUUCAAGGAACAUUUCUCUGCUUGGUACCAGAAACUUGGUCUUUGCCUUUCAGUCUUACUGUCUAGCUAAAUAAAAAUAGUAAAGUUUAAAUUUUCUAGCCUCGUGGAAAAUAACAAGAUUGUGUAUUUCGGGAGAGGUGAUCCCAAAUUAUAGCUAAUAUAAUUUUUUGAAAUUAAGGGUUUUUUUUUUACUGUGUACAUAUUUGGCUGAUAUUAAAAGUGAGCUUUUCUAAAGUAUAUGAUUCUGAGCAACGAAAGAAGAGAGCUUUCACGCACAGGACAAUGGAGCAAAGCAGGCCUGAAAUCCAAAACUUCUCGGGUGGAACACACAGCCAGACCAGCCUGUAAAUACUAAUAUAUACAUUCAACCAAAAACUAACCACUGCAUGGAUUUAUAACCCAGUCAGCUUUAAAAAUACCUAUUUGCUUAGUUGUCAUAAACAGGUAAGAAUUUAUGUAUAGAAAGCAGAUAUUUUUUUCAUUCUUUUAUGUUAUAAAAUUCCCAGGAGUUGAAAAGACUUCUUUUAAAGUGAUUUGAGUAUUUAUUUCUAAGGUUUGGAUAGUUUGUACACAUGCAUUUUAUUUUGUUUGUCAAAAAAUAUCAAUCAAGUUUUAUAGCAAUGAGUAAAAGUAUGUGUUCUUAAGUGUGUAAAUCCUUCAAAGUAUUCUAAAAUCGUCGGGAACGUGAACUCUCAGGUCAUGAUAAAAAGACUCUGUCAAAUGUGUGGCUUCUGGAAAUCAGGGUUUUCAAACCUAAUUAAAAAUAAUAUAGAUUCAUAAAAAAUAAAAAAAUUAUAAGGAGAAAUAAAAUUAGCCAUGAUCCCACACUUAUAGAUAUUCACUAAAAAUACUUUGUUUAGUUCUAACUUUUGUAUUUAUAUAUAUUAUAUUUUAAACAAUUUAUACCAUAGAAGUGCUCCAUUUUUUUAAACAUAUUUCAGAAGCAUUUACCACUGUUUAGAUAAUUUUCAAAACGUCAUUUUCAUUUCCUAUGACUGCUGUAACAAGUUACAACAAAACAAGUUGUUUAAAACAACGUAUUUUUUUACUCUCUUAGAGUUCUAGAGAUCAGAAGUCUCCAGCUUUCCUGGCCUAAAAGUCAGGGUAUGAGCUCCUUCCAGGUCUGGAGUGGCGUUUCCUGUGGCCCCUGGCGCAGGCCCGCACAGGCAGCAGGCUGCUUCAGUGUCACCUUGCCUCCUUCUCUUGUCCAGUCUUCCUCCGCUUCCCUCUUAUGAACAUGCUUAUGAUUACACCUAGGGCCCACCCAGAGGAGCUAGGAGAGUCCCCUUGUCUCCAGACCCUUAAUUUAAUCACAUCUGCAAGAUUUCUGUUGGCAUGUAAGAUAACAUAUUCACAGGUUGCAGGGAUUAGAAUCUGGAUGUCUUUAGAAUCUAUUAGUCUGUCUACCACAGUGGUCUUUAUUACCUUUAAAGACCAUGAAAGUGGUCUUUAAUUUCCACACGCAUACAUUUUUGUGCACAAACUUGAUUAUAUUUGUAUACCUCCUUGGAUACCAAUUUAUCACAUAUAUGUAAUAUGUACUUGUAUGUGUAUUACAUGUAGAUGUAUGUAUGCACACAACACAUUCAUAUGUAUGUGUGUGUUUUUAUUUUCCAGAUCGGUUUCCAGAAAGUUGGUAGAAUGAACUUGUCUCCUUGCCUCUCAUUAGCAUUAUUUUCUUUUCUUAAUCUUUGCCAGUUAAAUGGGUAAAAAAAAAAUCUGAUUGAUGUUUUAAUUGUAUUUCUAUGAAAAUUAGCUAGAGUGAACUUUUUUAUGCCUAAUGUCUAUAUAGUCUCCUAUAAAUUGAUAUUUAAGUUUUUUAUAUAAAAAUGACAUAAUAGAUUUAGAUACUAAAGCUUGCCCGAGAAUUCUGUGGCUAAACCUUCUGAUUACUUCAGAAGCCACAGUUUCCAGCUCUGUCUGUGGUGCGCCCUCCAUGGUACAUGGAUAGAAACUCUCACUUCUUACUUUAACAGUAUAAUUUUUUGUAACCUAAGAUGUCUGACCUGGAAAAAUGUCCAAGAAAAGAAGAACUGAUAAAUUAACCUUAAUCCUAUAUUACAGAAAGGUCUUUGUGUCAGUUACCACAGGGCUAAAUAUAACUACACUGACCCACUUACACCAAAUUGGUACUUCUUAUAAUUGUACUGUUAAUUCAUGCUCAGGCACUGGAUGGCAAAUGAGGAUCUUAGAUCCCAGCUUCUGAAUCAAGAAAUACCAUGUCCUUGAAGUUAACUCCAGACAGAGGCCUAGGCAGUGAUUAGUGACUGAAGGUCAGUGUUACAAUAAAAAAGACAUUCGGUAUUCCUUACAAACUACUUACACACACAUAUACAUGCGUACAUACAGCUAUAUGUGUGCGGUUUAUAUUUUCUGAGAUUUAGAAAUUUGAGACACUAGACCUGCCUCACAGGUAUACCAUAUAUAGAUAAUGGAACGGACUCAUGAAACUCUAAGAGGAAUAGACAGAAAACUCUUGCAAAAACAUAGAUGUGUCUUCCAGACCUAACUUUGCUAUCGAGUAUCUUUCCAACCCUGAGCAGAGCCUUCCUCUCUUGCCUGAGCAUUCAUCCUAAUAGUUGUAUUGAGGACUUAAAGAUGAAGGAAGUACAGCCCCCGUGCUCAAGGGUCUCUCCCUCUAAGGCAGCCAGAUCUGCAAACCAAGGGAUUUGGAGUUGAUAGACUAGGGGGAUGCUUUCCUGCAGGAGCAGAGCCCAGUGGAGGAAAAGCUAACCCAGUGGGGACUGGGAGGCUCACAGAAAGGCGUGUAGAGUAAAUGGCCACGAGUUUGUCUUAAAGCAAGAUAGAAGUUGGCCUUCCACUUAUCAGAUGAGGGUGCUGAUCUCCAGACCUUGCUCUGGGCUCCAUAAUUGGAUUAUUUAGCUCUAUUAGAGGCCAGGGCUCAGUGUGCUUAAUUGAUGGGUCCUUCAGACAUCUGGCUUAGAUGGAAAGAAUCAUUCAUCUAUGGUUGUCUCCCAUCGCCUCCUUCCUACUGGAUGACCCCUCUGGCCCUGUGAGGAUGAUACAGUUUUUCUGUCCAUUUCCUCUUCCAGGGGGUGGAACUCUGUCAGACUAAGCUUUGGGUCUUCUCCCGGGACCUUCCCCUGCUUGAAAGUCAGAGGUUAGAGUGCCAGAGCAGUCUGCUUGCACAGUGAUGAUGAAACCCUCCCUGGCCCUAUGUGCUGGGCGGCCGUCACGCGUGUUCAAUGCCACUUCUCUACCACACAAGCCAAGGAGCCAGCACUUUGGGAGAAAAAUGCGUCAUUUCCCAUCUCUGUCUGUUAUCUGCUCUUGGAUUUUGUGGACCUGUUAUUUGCUACAUUUUCCGAGCUUCUGAUUCUGUUGGGAUCCAUGGAAUAUCUGAGGGAAACGUUACAUUCUCCUUCUAUUUUGGCCCAUCCUUUGCCUGUCCUUUCCUGUCUUGGACCUUUACCCUUCAACCGGCGUUUGGGGAUUAUACAGUUCUCUGUUGAACCUACCAAGAAACAGAAAUCAUUUUUUACUGUUCCCUUUUUUAAUUAUACAAUUUAGAAAUCAUAACCUAAGUUGUAAUGCUAUUUAAAAAUAUUUUUAAUAUUCCAAGGAUGAUCUAUCCUUACUUCUUAUCCAUUUCUUGGUUUCCGACAUUCAGAUCUACCCCUACAAGUUAGUUUUUAUUUAUCUCCUUAUCUUCCCUUGUACUUUAGUAAUGUGAGCAAAACUAAAAAGUGUUUAACACCACCAGAAGAGUUUUCAUUCCACCCGCUCCCACUGGUGCAACUUGCUUCACAUUCCUAGCCCAGUCUUUAAACUUGAUUUUUCAGAAUGUGCAGUGAUUACAAGAAUUGUCAUUUAAGCGGGGCAGUUUGGUAUUUGUGUUCCUACUCUUAAAAUCUCGAGACAGCAUUUGGAAGGUGACCACAGUAGACCUGUGGGUGUGGAUAGCCUUGGGGAGGUAGUCACAUCUGGGUGCUCUGAAGAUGCGGUGGAUAGAAGUCAAAGUUAACUUAUAGCAGAAUCCUCAGACAAAGCGAAAAUUAGAGUGUGUUUGGAAACUCAAUAUAAACCCCGCUUUCUUUAAUGUUUCUCAUUGGACAUGCUCUUGUGACCAGAGGGUUAGUGUUGGGAGCUGCAGCUUCCCAGGCCUCACAUCUAUACCGGUAUACAGUGUCCCACAGUGUCUAAGUUCAAGGCAAAGCUCCGGGGAUAUUUAAGUCUGUUCUGUGUAGGAAGGAGGAAAACCCUGCCGAGUGAACAUGGGGCAGAGGGUGAGGAGUAGAGAGGAAAACUGAAGUCAGUAAAAAGGACCUGGAUAUUUUUUAUAUGUGAGAGGGGAGUAAAUAGUGAAGAGUUUGAUCAUUUCUGAAAUACACAUUGAGUCCUAAGCUAGUAUUUUAGUAGCAUGCAAGCUUAUUUUCCAAUCUUAUAUACCUUUCUCAUAAAACAGUGUCAGAUAAUAGCAUCCUGAUUAAAUGAAUGAGCAUCCUGUAUCACAAAGCUUGUUCAUUGCUGUGUAGGCUUAGUUGUUGUGUAAUAAGUAGAAAAUCCUGCCGAGUCUCUGUAUAUUGACCUAGAUGAGACUUAAGAGUUUCCAAUAAUCUCAAUUCCCUCUUAGUUCUGUAGCCAGAGUUUUACCACAAUUGCAACUAAACUAUACGCUAGUUUCUGCCAGUGUAAUGAUUUUAUCUGUAGGAAAAUGUCAGUUGUUCUGACAAUUUUAAUUCUUGUGUUUACUGACUGCAUUACCUUCUGAAUCAUAGGUUCCCAAAUCAAGUCAAACAGGUUAGAAGACAAGUUACAAUUUAGUGUCACGCCUACUCUUAUCUUAAAUGAGUGUGGGAAUGUAUCAGCCACUUUCACUGUAUUAACUAGUUCAUUUCUGGGUCCUCAUUACUUUACCCAUUUUUAUUUUUUUCAUUUUGGAUACAACCCAAACUCUCCCAAGACUUUUAAGUGUAAAAAUCAUACAAAGUUAUAUAGUUAAAAAUACUCACAUCCUGCCCUGGCUGGUGUAGCUCAGCGGAUUGAGUGCAGGCCUGUGAACCAAACAACUGAGGUUCGAUUCCCAGUCAGGGCACAUGCCUCAGUUGCAGGCCAGUUCCCAGCAGGGGACACACGAGAGGCAACCAUACAUUGAUAUUUCUCUCCCUCUCUCCUUCCCUUCCCCUCUAAAAAUAAAUAAAUAAAAUCUUUAAAAAAAAGUCUCUAAAAAAAAAUACUCACGUCCUUACCCAUCCCUUGGAAAAUCUGCACAAUGGAUUCCCCAAAAUGUCCAGAGUGGAGAUAGUAAGUACAUCUGCUGACCACAGGCCAGGAUAUUCACCAUUCAACCAAGAGAAAAAAUGAAUACUUUCUGUCAUUGAUUUAUCCAUGUUAGCUGUUGUCAUCUUAAUGGGUGCUGCCCAGAUGAAUGGGCUUUUCUAGAAGUUCCUUAGUACAAGAUCUGGGAUGUACAGAGUCAUCAGGUCUUGAAUCCAUUGAGAACCCGAGUCUCACCCACUGCGUCUCCUUCCGUCACUGCUUUCUGCACAAACACCCAUAUAGGAAGUCCUCUCUUGUUGUUUCACCCAUCUUCAUCUUUGGGUCCAAAAAUUCUUCCACAAAAUAGUUACUUCACUACUCAGCAACCUCUGUCCCUUGUUCCCUAAACUUUCUCUUCCCCACUUUCAACAGAGUUCCUUCAGCCCAUAAUUCAUAUAGCACACUUUCAGGUCCCCUUUUACCAUCUCGAUUGUUUUUCUUUGGGAAGCCUCUAGUAUGUAAUUACCCUUCUAAACUGGGAUACAUAAAAAUGAGCACAAAAGUCAUUUCCUGGGCUUACCAUUGGAGAUGGGGGGUGGGAGGAUUCAAAGAGAGUUUCCCUUGGAUUUGUGACAUUUCUUAGAGCCACGUGAAGACUGAAGAAUGGACGCUAGCACAUCUGUUUCCAGUUAUAGAAUGUACAUAAAAGUGAGUCAAUAAGAGAAUGUCUUUAGAAUUUAAAAAUAUCUUCAUGGGGUUCUUAAGAAUUUGAGAUUGUUUGAGAAAGUCAACUGACCUAUAGUACCAAUAAUCUGGAGGCAUUUAAAGAGAAAAAAAUAGAUACAUGAACAUCUGAAGCAUCAGUAUUUCCAAAAGCACUUAUUAAAUGGUUGUAUAAAUCAGGAACUGUCAGAAUUUGGAAAGAUAAAGAUCAAUAAAACAUCAUUUUACCCCUGAGGAACUCACAGACUAAUAAGGGAAGAGAGCAGUAAACAGUUAUAAUUCAGUGUGACAAGCAGCUUGGUAGAGGAAUGUUCAAGUCACCAUAAAAAUACGGGGCGUGGUGUGGGUUGGCCUCAUCCCAGUCUUCCAUCUCUUAGCACAUUAUUCCUUUAGCUUCGGCGAUGUUUAUGUGAAGUGUGUUCUAGAUUCUGCUUGAAGGGGCUUAUGUAUAUCCUCGCAUUUACAUAGGCCAGCCUCUUAGAGGUUGGCACUAUCCUCGACCCCAUAAAAAGGGGGAAAAUGGGCAGAGGGUAAGUGAUUUGCCUAAGGUCUCAGUGAUGAUUGGGUCCAGAAUUCAAACCCAAGAUUUUUGCUCUUAACCAAUGCCCUUCGCCACCAUACUCAGGCAGAGCUUUUCUCUAGAUUAGUGGUUCUCAACCAGGGGUAAUUUUGUUGCCUCUCCGGCCCCAGCAGCAUUUGGCAAUGUCUGGAGACAUUUUUGAUCGUCAAAACUGACACCUAGCAUGGAGGUCUUGGAUGCUGCUGAACAUCCUCUGAUGCCCAAGACAGCUCUCACAGAACUUCCCAGCCUAAAAUGUCAGUAGUGCUGAGGUUGGGAAACUCGGCUCUGGAACGUGGGCACUACCUUUGUGUCAGCCCUUAAAAUAAACUUUUAAAAUACACAAAAACAUUCCUACUAUGGAGAGAAGGCUUAGUAUGGGGGAAAAAUAGUGGACCAAGCCCAAAAGUAUCUGGUAAAGUGUAUUUUAUGUCUUGUAAAAUUGAGAAAAUAUUGGCUUCUUUGUCUAACUUUGUGGACUUCAAGGAUCUUCGGUAGGGAUUUGAGGAGCUGAUAAUGCACAAGACAGCCCUGCACGAGAGUGUUACCCUCAUCCUUCAAGUCCCUGAGGCAGAAAUACUUUUCUGUCAAUCACAAGAGUUAGAUACCCUUGAUCCCAAAGAGAACUCCUGUCCCUUGUUUCCCCUCCUCCUUGUCAGCUGAAGGUGUCCCCGUCCCCUUCUUGCAACCCUCUUAUUUCUUUUGGUCCGCAGGCCCCUGCUCAGUCCAUUGAGCCACACCAGCCAGGGCUUAACCCUCUUAUUUCUGUCAGCAAAUUUCUGUUUGUUCCCAGUACUUCCUGGGUGAACUGAGCCGUUUUUUACAAGUUAUUUUUGCUUAAUUAAAAAAAAAUAUUAGUGUCUCUUGCCAUAUUGCAUCAGAUUUAAGACAACUAGUUUAAAUUCCAUUUUUUCUUUAUAUGCGUUUACAUAAGCAUUGGUCAGUUUCAGGAUCUACUGGGAAACGUGCUCUUCUUCAAAAUGAGUGACAAUGACAUUAAUUCAACCUCCUCUUCAUUCCUUCCAUUCAAACUCCAAGGCACUUGGAAGGAAAAUAAUUCUAGCAUUUGUUAAAUAAAUGCAGGUAGUGUCUUUAAUCAUGGUCGCUGAGUAUUUUCUAAAUAAGGCCUUGCCGUUUGAAGCCAAACAGGUGUGCUCUGUGGCAAUUCAUCAAAUGCAUGUAACUCAUAAAUUUAGUUUACCAGGGUGAGCGUCGCAGCCCACAGCGUGAUUUCCCUGCCCAGCACCCAGCGUCUUGGCGGGGCAGGACUGACUUCCUCGUGGUGUCUCAACGGUGAUCCAUUCCGCCGUGAGUCACGGGUUAGCCAUCAGGUGUGCGCUGCGCACUUCACCCCUUCGCUCUGGGAGCGGCGGCUGGUUUAUUUAUUUAUUUAUUUGGGGGGAAUGAUCCAUUUGGGGCUUUGGGCCGGGGGUGCCGCCGAGGUGGAAGAUGCUCCAGUGUCCCGGCUCCUCGGGCUUGGUUCCCCUGGCCCCUGCCCAGGUCGCAGCGCGCCCCCGUUCCCAUGAGGCUGCCCCCGUUCCGUGAGGCCGCGCUCCUCCGGGGGGUGUCGGGCUGGGGGAGGCCCCGCUCCCCGCCCCCACCCCCCCAGCCCGCGCCCGUUCAGUGCGGGGCUGGGAGGCGACACAAAGGUGUCCCGCGCAAGUCCGCCAACAGGCCAGUUUUGUAAAAGUGCUUUUACGUUUCCCUUUCUUGGGGGAGGGGGAGCAGAAGAGGAGCUUUUUCAGGGAAAUUCUUUUCCUUGUAUGUAGAUACCAAAAGGAAACUCAGCACUGGGCAUGUUCGGAUGUUGAAUGGUUUGCUGAUAGGCAAGAGCCUCCCGGAACCAGAGACUUAAAAUAGUCGUCGCCCCCACCCCCCGGAGCCGCGAAUGGUAUCUGCCCAGGAGAUGACAAAGUGCCACGGCCGGAUCGCACGCAGACGGCGUUGGAGCAGAGCGCGCGGCCCAACUCUUGUGAUUACUGUUUGGGGCUGGCAGGUUCUGGCAGGGGCCGGCCGGGAGAGGGCCGACCCGGGAGGAAACGAGUUCCCCGGACCCCGAGGGAUGGCUGUGUGCUGACGAGAGGCUGGGACGGGUGCUUCUCACACCUCCUCCAAGUUGUUCUCCAGAUCCCAGUUCGCAGCACGCCUCCUCUGCAGGGAGUGCGUAGAUAAUCGGGAUCCUUUCCCCCACUGCUCUCCGUUUUGGUCGUUUGGCCUUGAACCCGCAGUGAAUUGAAGAGAGAAAGGAAUGGAUAUGUCUGACCCCAAUUUUUGGACUGUGCUUUCAAACUUUACUUUGCCUCAUUUGAGGAGUGGGAACAGGCUGCGGCGAACACAAAGCUGCCGAACGAGCAACCGGAAAAGCUUGAUAGGCAAUGGACAGUCCUCAGCACUUCCUCGUCCACAUUCCCCUCUCUCGGCCCAUGCAGGCAACAGCCCUCAAGAUAGCCCAAGAAAUUUCUCCCCCAGUGCCUCAGCCCAUUUUUCAUUUGCACGGAGGACUGAUGGACGCCGCUGGUCCUUGGCUUCCCUCCCGUCCUCUGGCUAUGGGACAAACACGCCCAGCUCCACCGUGUCUUCAUCCUGUUCCUCCCAGGAGAAGUUGCAUCAGUUACCAUACCAACCAACGCCAGAUGAAUUACACUUCUUAUCGAAACAUUUUUGUACGACCGAGAGCAUCGCUGCAGAGAACAGAUGCAGGAACUCGCCCAUGCGCCCCCGUUCCCGAAGUCUGAGCCCCGGCCGUUCUCCCACCUGCUGUGACCAUGAAAUAAUUAUGAUGAACCAUGUCUACAAAGAAAGGUUCCCCAAGGCGACAGCUCAGAUGGAAGAACGUCUGAAGGACAUCAUCACCAGCUACUCUCCUGACCACGUUCUUCCCCUCGCCGACGGGGUGCUGAGUUUCACCCACCAUCAGAUUAUUGAACUGGCUCGAGAUUGCUUGGAUAAAUCCCACCAGGGUCUCAUCACCUCACGAUACUUCCUUGAAUUACAGCACAAAUUAGAUAAGUUGCUACAGGAGGCUCACGAUCGUUCAGAAAGUGGCGAACUGGCUUUCAUUAAGCAACUAGUCCGAAAGAUCCUGAUCGUCAUUGCCCGCCCUGCUCGGCUACUGGAGUGCCUGGAAUUUGAUCCUGAAGAAUUUUACUACCUAUUGGAAGCAGCAGAGGGCCAUGCAAAAGAAGGACAGGGUAUUAAAACUGACAUUCCCAGGUACAUCAUUAGCCAGCUGGGGCUCAACAAGGAUCCUCUGGAAGAAAUGGCUCAGUUGGGAAACUACAAUAGCGGGACAGCGGAGACGCCAGAAACAGAUGAAUCAGCGAGUAGCUCUAAUGCUUCCCUGAAACUUCGAAGGAAACCUCGUGAAAGUGAUUUUGAAACAAUUAAAUUGAUUAGCAAUGGAGCCUAUGGGGCAGUCUACUUUGUUCGGCAUAAGGAAUCCCGGCAGAGGUUUGCCAUGAAGAAGAUUAACAAGCAGAACCUCAUCCUCCGAAACCAGAUCCAGCAGGCCUUUGUGGAACGGGAUAUCCUGACUUUUGCAGAGAACCCCUUUGUGGUCAGCAUGUACUGCUCCUUUGAAACAAGGCGCCACCUGUGCAUGGUCAUGGAAUAUGUAGAAGGGGGUGACUGUGCUACCUUAAUGAAGAACAUGGGUCCUCUCCCUGUUGAUAUGGCCAGGAUGUACUUUGCUGAGACAGUCCUGGCCUUGGAAUAUCUGCAUAAUUAUGGGAUUGUGCACAGGGAUUUGAAACCAGACAAUUUGUUGGUCACCUCCAUGGGGCACAUAAAGCUGACAGAUUUUGGAUUAUCCAAGGUGGGACUAAUGAGCAUGACUACCAAUCUUUAUGAGGGUCACAUUGAGAAGGAUGCCCGAGAAUUCCUAGACAAACAGGUGUGCGGCACGCCCGAAUACAUUGCACCAGAAGUGAUUCUGAGGCAGGGCUACGGGAAGCCUGUGGACUGGUGGGCCAUGGGGAUUAUCCUCUAUGAGUUUCUGGUUGGAUGCGUGCCAUUCUUUGGGGACACUCCAGAAGAGCUAUUUGGACAAGUCAUCAGUGAUGAGAUCAACUGGCCUGAGAAGGACGAGGCGCCACCACCCGAUGCCCAGGACCUGAUCACCUUGCUUCUGCGGCAGAAUCCUCUGGAGAGACUGGGGACAGGUGGUGCAUACGAAGUCAAACAGCACCGAUUCUUCCGUUCUUUGGACUGGAACAGUUUGCUGAGACAGAAGGCAGAAUUUAUUCCCCAACUGGAAUCUGAAGAUGACACAAGUUAUUUUGAUACUCGGUCAGAGAAGUAUCAUCACAUGGAGACUGAGGAAGAAGAUGACACCAAUGAUGAAGACUUUAACGUGGAAAUCAGGCAGUUUUCCUCGUGUUCACAUAGGUUCUCAAAGGUUUUCAGCAGCAGAGAUCCCAUAACUCAGAACCCAGGAGAAGGGAAGGAAGACCCCGGGGACAAAACCAGAAGCACAACUCUACCAUCCACGGAGACAUUGAGCUGGAGCUCGGAAUAUUCUGAGAUGCAACAGUUAUCCACAUCCAACUCUUCAGAUACUGAAAGCAACAGACGUAAACUCAGUUCUGGCCUGCUUCCCAAGCUGGCUGUUUCAGCAGAGGCAGAAGCCCCUCCCUGCCCCGGGGACCUCCGAGAGGAACCAGAAAAGCCGGCCCUGCCUCCUGCUGAGUGUGCUCAGGAGGAGCCUGAGGUCACCACCCCAGCCAGCACCAUCAGCAGCUCCACCCUGUCAGUUGGCAGUUUUUCAGAGCACUUGGAUCAGAUAAAUGGACGGAGCGAGUGUGUGGACAGUACAGAUAACUCCUCAAAGCCAUCCAGUGAACCCGCUUCUCACAUGGCUCGGCAGCGCUUAGAAAGCACAGAGAAAAAGAAAAUCUCGGGGAAAGUCACAAAGUCCCUUUCUGCCAGUGCCCUGUCCCUCAUGAUCCCAGGAGACAUGUUCACUGUUUCUCCACUGGGAAGUCCAAUGUCACCCCACUCCCUGUCCUCGGACCCUUCUUCUUCACGGGACUCCUCUCCCAGCCGAGACUCCUCAGCGGCCUCUGCCAGUCCCCAUCAGCCUGUGGUCAUCCACAGCUCAGGGAAGAACUACGGCUUCACCAUCCGAGCCAUCCGGGUGUACGUGGGUGACAGUGACAUCUACACGGUGCACCACAUCGUUUGGAAUGUGGAAGAAGGAAGUCCAGCAUGCCAGGCGGGCCUGAAGGCUGGGGAUCUGAUCACACACGUCAAUGGAGAACCAGUGCAUGGCCUCGUCCACACGGAAGUAAUAGAGCUCUUGCUAAAGAGUGGGAAUAAGGUGUCAAUCACUACUACCCCGUUUGAAAACACAUCAAUCAAAACGGGACCGGCCCGGAGAAACAGCUAUAAGAGCCGGAUGGUGAGGCGGAGCAAGAAGUCUAAGAAGAAGGAAAGUCUAGAAAGGAGGAGAUCCCUUUUCAAAAAACUGGCUAAGCAGCCUUCUCCGUUACUCCACACCAGCCGAAGUUUCUCCUGCUUGAACCGAUCGCUGUCAUCUGGGGAGAGCCUCCCGGGGUCCCCCACUCACAGCUUGUCUCCCCGAUCUCCCACACCCAGCUAUCGUUCCACCCCCGACUUCCCAUCUGGUACUAACUCCUCCCAGAGCAGCUCCCCAAGUUCUAGUGCCCCCAACUCCCCCGCGGGGUCAGGACACAUCCGGCCCAGCACUCUCCACGGCCUGGCCCCCAAGCUCAGUGGACAGCGAUACCGGUCCGGAAGGCGUAAGUCAGCCGGCAGCAUCCCGCUCUCCCCACUGGCCCGCACACCCUCUCCAACUCCACAGCCCACCUCGCCACAGCGGUCUCCGUCACCUCUGUUGGGACAUUCACUUGGCAAUUCCAAGAUUGCUCAAGCCUUCCCCAGCAAAAUGCACUCCCCUCCCACCAUCGUCAGACACAUCGUGAGGCCCAAGAGCGCCGAGCCCCCGCGGUCCCCGCUGCUCAAACGCGUGCAGUCGGAGGAGAAGCUGUCUCCCUCCUAUGGCAGUGAUAAGAAGCACCUGUGUUCACGCAAGCACAGCCUGGAGGUGACCCAGGAGGAGGUACAGCGGGAGCAGUCCCAGCGGGAAGUGACCUUGCAGAGCCUGGAGGAGAACACGUGUGACACGCCUGCCCUCAGCCGGGCCAGGCCCGUGGAACAAGGCUGCCUGAAACGCCCCUUCUCCCGGAAGCUGGGGAGGCAGGAGUCUGUGGACGAGCUGGACCGUGAGAAGCUGAAGACCAAGGUGGUGGUGAAGAAACCAGACGGCUUCCCAGAGAAGCAAGAACCCCACCAGAAAUCCCACGGACUUGGGAGUGAUUUGGAAAACCAUUCCACUUUGAGGCUGGAAGAGAGAGAGAAGAAAAAAUAUCCAAAGUCUUUAGAAAGGUCAACUCAUUUUGAAAACAAAGCAGCCGUGCCAGAGACGCAGUCCCUGGGCAGCCUGCUGAAGGAUGCCCUGCACAAGCAGGCCAGCGUGCGGGCUAGCGAGGCCGUGACCUCGGACGGGGCAGCAGCCGGCUGUGGCCAGGCACCCGGGGACCACAGCCAGGGCACCUGUGACUUCAAACGAGCCUCUGCUCCCAGCUCCCUUCAAGAUGGUCUCUGUCACCCCACUGACAGGUCCGCCCCUGGAAAGGGUGACCACAUGGAGAAGGCUCCCCAGGCCAAGGAGUGUCUCCGCUGUGACAAGUUAGACAACAAGCUGGCCAACAUCGAUUACCUCCGAAAGAAAAUGUCCCUUGAAGACAAAGAUGAAAAUCUCUGUCCUGUGCUCAAGCCCAAGAUGACAUCUAGUGCCCAUGAAUGCCUACCAGGGAACCCGGCCUGGCCCGUGGGCGGGCAGCAGGAGACUCCGCCGGCCUCUGAGAGCCGAGGGUUCAUGAGCAGUGCCCAUACAACUCAGAUGAGUGGUGUGUCUUUCGUCCCUCUCAAGGCCUUAGCUGCCCGGGUGGACGGGGGCACAGAGAAGCCAGGCUUGAUUGCUCCUGAGUCACCGGUUCGGAAAAGCCCUUCAGAGUACAAGCUGGAAGGCAGGUCUGUGUCGUGCCUGAAGCCAAUCGAGGGCACUUUGGACAUUGCUCUCCUGUCUGGACCUCAGGCCUCUAAGACCGAGCCGCCCUCCCCAGCGCCUGCACAGAGCCCCAGCCUGGGCAGUGAUCUGAGGCCUUCUGCACCACCGGCUCUUCCCAGAAGUGGGGGAAAGAAGGGCGAUGCCACUGGUCAGAGGGAGCCUUCCCCUGCUGGCUUCAAAAUGAGCAAAUCCUACCUGCUUGAGCCUCGGUUCCCGCCACCCAGCCGGGGUCUCCAGAGUUCACCAGCAGCUCCCCUGCCUGACCCAGAGGUAAAGCAGGACAGGAAAGUUUCCCAUGUCACCAGGAGCCCAGUGACAGUCACAGAAAACAAUCCCCAGCGGAGAGAGGGCGGCCCCAGCAAACACCAAGAUCCCAGCCCUGACACAAAACACUUGCUCUUGCCCGGGCAGAGCCUGCAGAGCCCCGACCCACCCAGGGCAUGUGGCCCACUCCCCACCGGAGGUGUCCCCUCAAGGGAAAAGCUGAGGGGAAGGGAGUCGUCUGCAAGGGGCCCUUCCACAGGCAGAAUGGAGCCGCCUGCUGCGAGGGCUGACGUCCACAGAGACCCCUCCAUGGAGCUGUGUCCUCCAGAAGCUACUAAAAGCAGUGACAACUCCAAAAAUGCCCCCUGUGUGGGAAGGACUCGCCCAGACCUCCACACACAGACCCAGGCUGUGGAGAGAGCAUGGGGGCCUUCCGGGAAAGCAAACCACGGAGAUGGCCGAGAUGAGGCAGGGCCGCUGGCCAGGGAAGACCCCCCUUUGCACUCCGUGGGCACUGCUUGUGGGAGGGGGCCAGGCAUGGGAAGGAGUGGUAUGGAACCCAAGUCCGAAGCCUUUCCCGCCGCUCGGUCUCUGCAGCCACCGGAGAGUGGGAAGAGUGAAAAGCUCUGCAGUUUCCCUUCUUUGCAGAAAGAUGGUCCCAAGGAACCAGAAAGAAAAGAACAGCUGCAGCAGCAUCUCAGCAGUGGCUCUCAGCCCUCACCCAUUACCAAAGAACUGCCCUGCCUGGCCACUCAGCAGCCCUGCAGCUCUCCCAGCCAGUCUUUAGGCAGAGAGCCAGGGAGCAAGCCCUGUGUCCCAGAGCCCAGCCUGGGCCUCCAGGACCCGCCCAAGCCCCCUGCUGUGCACGGUGAAGGCAGCAGCCACAAGCCCAGGCCUGGCCCUGAGCCCAGCCCUCCGAAGUCCAAGCCCCCAGACAAGACCGUCUCCUCCCAGAAACCCACUGUUGGAGCUGCGCUUGUCAGAGAGCCUGGCACACAGUCCCCUGGUGGCCCCAGCCGAGAUGGUAAGGCCGGUGGUAAGGGCGUGUUGGAUGUCUUCCCUGCCCCGCUAGGCUCUCAGGACACAGCCAGCAGUGUGACUGGCUCAGGCGGAAGUGGGCCCCCAGUCUCAGUGCCCCCCAAAGGGGGUCCUCUGGACACCAAGCCAAAGCCCACAGAUGGCUGGCGUGCCCCCGGGGUCCUGGAGAAGCCUGUGCACCUGCCACGGCAAGGACACGCAGGGGCGAGUGAGCCUGUGGAGCAGAAACUGCCCACUCCUGGUGAAAAGCUAAACCUGUCUCCAAAGCACCCCAAACCAUCCACUGUGAAAGAUGGCCCCCCGCCGUGCAGACAGACAGACAAGAGCCCUAGUCCACUGGCUGCCAGCGCAGACAGGAAGGCUGAAGGGAAGAGAUGCACGGAAGCACUUUACGCCCCAGCUGCGGAGAGUGGGAAGGCGGAGGCCGGUCUGGCCCCGGCCCCCGGGGAGGCCCGGCCAAAGGGCGCGGAGAGGCCCGUGGCCGCUGUGGGGAAGGGCCUGCCGGAGGCCGCCAAGAGCAGAGCGCCCGGUCCGCAGAAGCCCCCGGCGGAGGCAGGCAGGCUUGGCGGCAUGAAACGGUCGCCCUCGGCCAUCGGGCAGAGCUCUUUUCGGUCCGCGGCCGGCCCCGAGAAGUCUCUGAGCUCCUCCUGCAGCUUUCCCGAAGCCAGGCCCGGAGCUCGAGAGGCCGCAGCCACCGGCAGUGACCCCUUUUCUGCCAAAGCCAAUGGGGCCGCGUCCGAGACCGCGGUCCCCGGCCCCAGGGACCACCGCAAGCCGCUGCCCGCGGGCGCUGGUGGGACGCACAUGACCAAGAGCGACUCGCUGCCGUCCUUCAGGAGCUCCGCCGUCACCCCGGAGCCGCACCACCCCAGCCCGAGCGUGGCGGGGGCAGCCGGCGCCCGGGACAGGGCGCUCUCGGUCUCCGUCUCCGUCUCCGUCUCCGUCUCCGUCCCCGCCAGCGCGGGCGAAACCAAAGGGAGGGAGCCCGCCCCGGCCCAGCCGCCUCCGGCCAGGAAACAGAGUGUGGGCCGGGAGGUGGCCAAGCUGUGCCCUGCGCCCAGCAGCGAGCGCCCCCUCGCCCUUUCUUCCGAGAAGGACUUUGUGGUCCGGCAGAGGCGGGGGAAAGAGAGUUUGCGGAGCAGCCCUCACAAAAAGGCCUCCUAAUGGGGCCAGGCCCCGGGCGGCCCUGGGGACACGCAGCCUGAAUGUGUGACUGGGUCUGGACGACCUUCCGAAACCAGCACUGUGGGGACAGCGCCGAGCGGAGCCUGCAGCCACGCCGAAGAAGGGGAAAGAGCAAGAAGACAUAGAAAGAAAGAGGGGACCUUCUUCCAAAUGCCUUCCCAAUGGUAACCGGUAAAAAUGUCACCAGAUAGUGUUUGUGCAAGGAAAUGGAAAUACCUUUAUAGUUGAGGGUUGUUGAGGAAAAAGAUUUUCUCUGUAAAUAUCUGGCAAUGUGUUUGGUUUGGGAUGUAGAAUCGUUACCUUGCUGCUGAUUGCGUCAUUUACUACAACUUUUUUUUUU